Molecule: messenger RNA, 2596 nt
Organism: Magnolia sinica
Lineage: Eukaryota; Viridiplantae; Streptophyta; Magnoliopsida; Magnoliales; Magnoliaceae
Product: ribonucleases P/MRP protein subunit POP1
Exons: 11
Coding region: 235-2373 (712 amino acids)
Biological process (GO): tRNA 5'-leader removal
Cellular component (GO): nucleolar ribonuclease P complex; ribonuclease MRP complex
Source: RefSeq, a predicted model, not a curated record
GCAUUGGGAUUCUGUCUGUCGGGAGAUGGGUCGAAGAGGUUGAGGACGCAUGUUUGGCAUGCAAAGCGGUUCGAGAUGACCAAGCGGUGGGGGUUUUAUCUUCCGUUGGGAUUUCAGGGAAGUCCUUCAUGUUGAAGUUGAGCAGACAAACUUUCUGGAUCAAUACAUUGAAAAGCACAAGGGGCGAGUAACAAUGAGGAAGAGGUUCAAGGUCUGUUUUGAAGUGGCUAAGAAAUGGAGCCCUCAUACAUGAUGCAAGUUACAACUGCGCUGUCCAAUUGGAGGGAAUCACUUUUGAAAGUUUUUAGAAUGGUGAUGGUUCUGCCACCAUCAUUAUCUUCACAAGAACCAUCCAAUCCUGUCUAUCGUGGAGUCUGUUACGGAAAUGCCAUGCUUCAUCAUGUCGGAGCUCCUAUUUCUCAACUGAUUGCCCCUGUGACCUUCAUGUGGCGGCCUUUCUCAAGCAUCCAUAUAGAUAUUGAUGUUGAAAAUGAUUCAAAUUUAAAUGGACAUUGCAUGAGUGAGAAAAGUGAAUGCAGUACUUCGUAUCGACAGUUGUGGGUAUGGAUACACGCUGCAGCCUUCAGUGAAGGAUUUGGUGCUUUAAGAUAUGCCUGUCAAGAGCUGGUGCAUGAAAAUGGUGCUUCUGUCAAUUGUUUUUCACUGGAGGGGAAGCUAGCAAAACUGGAAGUUAUGGGAGCAAAGGCAAUCCAAGUUCUUCAGAAGAUACUACAUCCUGUCACUGGUAUUGUUGACAGGGAGUCCAGUACUUGCGAGGAUUUUCAUCUGAGCAAAUGUUCGAUUUCGAAGGCUGACAGCACUCCACAACUUCAAAAGACGUUUGUCCUUGAACAUGCAGAACACCUACCCUCACAUGCAAUAGUAUCUUUAACAGUCCAAGAUCCGCGUGAUAUAACCAUGAAAGCAAUUGAAAGUGUUCCAGAUGCACCUACUUGUCCAGAGAGCAAUUUACUAGAAGAAGAUGAUGCUAAGGAAGAUGCUUCCUUGACCUCUGGAGCUCCAAAUACUUAUAGAGAGGUCAUAGGAUCUUUUUGGUUAAAACCUGAUGCGAGCAGUGUUCAUUUCUCCGACAGUGAAGAUCUGUGGACUUCUAAUGAUCAGACAAAUCCUCCAAUGGAGGAGAAUCUUCUUUGCAUGGAAAAGCAUCAGAGGCGCUUAUCUUUUUUUAACCUUGAUAAUACAAAUUCAGGGACCUUGACCACCAAAUCAAAGGAGGGCUCUGCUAGAUCUUGCCCUAUUUUGCUUUUAAAGAAUAUUAAUAACCAAAGGGGCUCUUACAUGGGGUGGUCUAUCAUUCUUCCUUUAAGUUGGGUAAAGGCCUUUUGGAUUCCUCUUGUCUCCCAUGGGGCUCGGGCCAUUGGUUUGCGAGAAAGGCAAUGGGUUUCAUGUGAUGAUGGGGUGCCAUCAUUCCCUUCUGAUUUCCCUGAUUGCAAGUCAUACUCAUGCUUCAUGUCUGCUGAAGCUACUGCUUCUGAUCAAAGAGCUGAACUCUGUCCUCUUGCUAUGAGACCUCUAAGAGUUCCCAUACCACCCCCAUGGUAUUGUGUUAGUUCCACUGUUAAGGAAGGGUUGACCAGCCUGGGAGAUGAUCAAACACCAGAUGUGCAAACACAAAGUAAAGAGAUGGUUUAUGGCAGUUCAUUGGUAAACCCGGACACUGGAAACAACAAUGCAGCGUCACCAGAGCAGGGCUCUUUUCCAGGUUUCAUAGCAAGGACAUCUGAUCUUUUGAGUGCUUACUUGAACGAAAUCCAUUGCUGUCAUCUACCCUUGUUCCCUAAUACGGCAAUGGGGAAAAGGAUUUUCUCUGAGCUGAUGGAUAAAGGCAGGCUCAGCUGGGCCCCUAAAGGAGUAAUCCAGAUACCAGCUAACCGUAAACUGUGUUUUUUGAGAGUUCUUCUCCAUGCCUACAAGGAAGGCGUUUUUGAAGAGGGAGCUGUUGUUUGUGCACCCAUUCUUACUGAUUUGUCAUUGUGGACAACCAGAUGCAGAUCAGACGAACAGGAUGGACUUAAAAUCCCUCAAUCCUCUAUAAAGUCAUAUUUCAUACAGCAACAGUCUGGCAAGUGGGAGCUGCAGAGACCAGAAGACCCUGUGGCCAAGCAAUCUCACAGGUGGCCUAUUGGGUUUGUCACGACAGGAUUUGUUCGUGGAAGCACCAAGCCAGUGGCGGAAGCCUUCUGUGAGGCGGCAUUGCUUGCUCAGCUGAGAGGAGAGCAGUGGAGUGAGAUGCAAGAGAAGGGGAGGCCUGAGAUUUUUGUGCUGGUAAGGAAUCUGAGGUCUGCCGCCUAUAGGCUUGCCCUUGCAACCAUUGUAGUGGAACAGCAGGCGGAAGACAUGGAGUUCACGUAAGCUGCUGCAUCUCUAUUUAUCCAAGUCCCUAUUUCAUCUCCUAAUUUAGAGAACAUUCUUAUCUGGUUUAGAUGGGAAAAAUAGCUUAAAAUCACACUACUGAUUGGUUCGGGUGGAUAUGGCCAGACCUCUUCAGAUGGUGCAGAGAGGUCUAACGUUUUUGGAUUGGGUUAGGAACUAUCUCUGGGUUCUGCUUGCUUGUACAGGCCAUGUUUCACGGCCA